Paramecium tetraurelia is the source of this 1254-nucleotide messenger RNA. RefSeq lists its product as uncharacterized. The record is from RefSeq and is a predicted model, not a curated record. Gene Ontology annotation, biological process: protein demethylation. Gene Ontology annotation, molecular function: protein methylesterase activity. The transcript has 7 exons. Lineage: Eukaryota; Ciliophora; Oligohymenophorea; Peniculida; Parameciidae.
CUUAAAAUGAGUGAUUUACUUAAAUAAACUUUGAAAGGGUAACAAAAAUAGAAACCACCAGUUCCAAAAAAAUAGAUGCAAAAUGAAGAGGAAAAUGAAGAUGAUGGAGAUGAUAAAGAGGAAGAAUAAGAUUAAUUUGAUGUAGAUUUUAACAAGAAUUCAAUUCCAGUAAAAUUAUAAGGAUCUAAACCAUAACCAAUAAAAGCAGAUCAUAAUAUUACUCAUUCCCAUCAUUAAAAUCCUUAAUAAGCAAAAAUAACUAAAAAGAUUCAUGAUUAUACUCCUUAGAAAUGGAAUGAGUUUUAUGAUGAGAUGAUAUUCCAUCCAAAUGGAACACCAAUAUACAUAGCUGGAAAAAAUAAAGCACCUAUAUUUUUUUGUUUACACGGAGCUGGACAUUCUGCAAUGUCAUUUGCAAAUUUAGCAAACGAAGUGAAGCAGUAUGCAACCUUGAUUUCGUUUGAUUUCAGAGGACAUGGCCAAUCAAAAAUUGAAUUGGAAAAUCCAAACCUAAGUGUUUAGUAGUUAUUGGAUGAUGUAGUUGAAAUAUUCGAUUAUGUGACUACAUAAUGGCCAAAACAGACAGUGAUAAUAGUUGGUCAUUCUAUGGGAGGUGCAAUUGCAGCUAAGUCUGCGAAUUUACUAAUAACAUCCUAAAAGGCAGAUAAAGUUUAGGGUUUGAUAGUGAUAGAUGUAGUGGAAGGAAGUGCAAUCGAAGCAUUACCAUUUAUGGAAUAGAUAGUAAAUAACAGACCUAAGCAUUUUAAAUCAUAUGAGUAAGCGAUUUAAUGGAGUUUGAACACCUCAACAUUAAUGACUCUAUCAUCAGCCAGAGUAUCAAUACCAGCAUAAUUAAAAGAAGUCAAAGAUUAGAAUGGAAAUUUGAUCAGUUUAGAUUGGCAAGUUGAUUUAUUGAAGACAGCACCUUAUUGGAUGGGCUGGUUUGAAGGAUUAACAAAUUCGUUCCUGCAAAUCAGAAUACCAAAAAUUUUGAUGUUGGCUGAGAAAGAGAGACUAGACAAGGAUCUUACGGUGGCUUAGAUGCAAGGAAAGUUUAGACUAAUUGUGCUGUAGAAUACUGGUCAUAGUAUUUAAGAAGAUGAUCCUAAAAGCACUGCUUAUAAUUUCCAUGAUUUUAUAUUAAAAUUUAGAAUCCCAACUACUGUAGAAGAAGUUGAAAAGCUUAAACAAGUUGGAAUCGGAAAGUUUCAUCCCACCAUUGGGAAUUAUGAAUAUUAAUAGAAAUAUUAUUGA